This is a messenger RNA of Trichophyton benhamiae CBS 112371, 1575 nucleotides long. RefSeq lists its product as uncharacterized. The record is from RefSeq and is a predicted model, not a curated record. Gene Ontology annotation, biological process: DNA repair; negative regulation of transcription by RNA polymerase II; chromatin remodeling. Gene Ontology annotation, molecular function: transcription corepressor activity. The transcript has a single exon. The coding region runs from base 1 to 1575 and encodes 524 amino acids. Lineage: Eukaryota; Fungi; Ascomycota; Eurotiomycetes; Onygenales; Arthrodermataceae. Gene Ontology annotation, cellular component: NuA4 histone acetyltransferase complex; Swr1 complex.
AUGGCUAAUCGUAGUCUCUCCAGGGUUAUUACUCCGUUCAAGAAUGCCGCUCGAAAUGAUGACCUUGUUCUUAAACACUGGCAAAGGAAACCGCUAGCCAAAAACCCACCACCAAACGCUGAAACUGGACAAGGAGGCACCACAGAUAAAGCAGGAGAAGGCGCUUCUUCUGUAGAAACUGAAGAAACAUCUGCCUUCGCCAAGUAUAAUAUCAAGGCUCAACAUCCCCGGAGAUAUACGACAGAGGAAUAUGACAAACUUUUGAAGAGCGAUAUUUGGAGUCGCGAGGAAACAGAUUAUCUUAUGGACCUCGUCGAAGAGUUUGACCUCAGAUGGAUAGUAAUCGCAGACCGAUAUGACUACUCCCCGAAUACCGACACGGCAGCAGAUGGAAGCUCCUCAACGGCCCUCGUUGCGCCAACUAAACGUCGAACAAUGGAAGAGAUGAAGUCGCGGUAUUAUAACGUUGCUGCUCACAUGCUGGCAAUUGAACACCCCCUUUCCGAAAUGUCAGAAGCGGAGUUUGACAUACACGAAAAGAUGAUGAAAUUCAACCCCGAACGAGAGAGGACGAGAAAAGAGCUGGCCAACACUCAGUUAAAUAGGUCGAAGGAAGAGGUCACCGAAGAAGCUCUAUUGCUGGAGGAAUUAAAGAGGAUUGUCGCGAACGAGAACCAGUUUAUAGACGAGCGGAAGGAGCUCUAUGCUCGGCUGGAGGCUCCAGUCAGCAACGGCAAUACCGCCAUGUACCAAACCAGCCAAGGCUUGUCACAACUAUUACAGUCUCUUUUACAAGCAGAUAGGAACAAAAAGCGACGCCCACUUCUCGGCCCGGAUACCGGUGUGUCAAGCCCGGUAGGAAACGCUCCUUCAGGCGGACAGUCAGCUAGAGAAAGCAGACCGGAAACCCCUGCUCCAACGCCGGCUGCUCCGACAAACAAGAAGGGAGCCGCGGCCAACGCGGCGGCCCAACCUACAAUCCGGACUCUCACACCGGCUGAAGAAGUGAAGUACGGUGUAUCACACCACGACCGCUUAACUUCCGGUGUACAAUUUCGAAACGACAAAGCCCAGAAACUCACGCAGGCCAAGUCUAAUAUCCAAUCUCAGAAACUUGCUGCUGCGCUGACGGAGCUAGAUAUACCCCCUCGCCUCUUUAUGCCAACAGAGAAGGUAUGCAAGGAGUUUGAGAAACUAAUCCACCAAGUAAACUUGUUACUUGACACGCGCAAGUUCGCUGAGAAAGUGGAGGGAGAAAUCCGAGUUCUGGAGGCCAGUAAGGCGGAAAGAGAGAGGAAGGAGAACGAGAAAGCUGGUGCCUCUACUGAGGGCAACGAAGGUGUCGAGGGUGCCACGGCUACGGCGAAUACUUCGGAUCCGGAUGGGAUUUCAGGCACCAAAGAAGAAACCGAAGCUGAAGCUAAAAGUGCAUCUCCUGGGCCCGGGAAAGCUGCCUCUGUUAAGGCGGAUGCAGCAGUUGGCUCACCUGCUAAGGGGCCUGGAGGUACACACAAACGAAGUGCUAGUGUUCUCAGCGUGGUUAGUGAUAAAAGUACUAAGAAGCAAAAGCGAUGA